GACCCUGAGUUUGGACAGUGCUGUCACAUGGAUAUAGAGUCUGGUUUGGCUUGGUUUCCGGCAUUUAGGACAAAUCCAGUCGUCGUGUUUAGAUGACACAGAACAUCCAGCCGUCCGUGACCACACACAUGGCACAUGACUGGCUCUCUGCUCACUCAGCCUGGGGCUCCACCAUGGUUCCAGAUGUGGAGGCCAUCAUCCACAGCAUCAACCGGGGGGACCAGGACGCCGUCCAGCUGCAUCUGCUCACCUACAACACCCAGUAUGCAGACUGUUUCUUCACUGAGUCCCAGCAGAGGAAGAAGCAACAAAAGCUGGAGCAGCUGCUUGUCUUGUCAUGACUCAGCACAAUUGCCCGUUCACCUUCACCUAGCUGUCAUCUGCUCGGCUAGAAGCAGACUGAGGAUAAAACCCAAUAAGAAUCGAUGGUUUGUUGAAGCAGCGGCCAGUGGAAUGUUUGUCCACACUUUGGUUUGUUGCCAGAGCGGGUCACAUGGCUGCCGCUGCCGAGACAUUGUCGAUUGGUGGAAGAGCAGCGCCCAGUUCUGUUAGGCAAGCCUGCAGUAGCUUCGCCUGGGUUUCGUUGGUCUCAUGGUCUCAGAAGAAGGAGCUGCUGUCACUCAAAUGUUUUACUUGUAAUAAUGCCUUUAGAGCUGAGGGCCGCAACUGGCCCCUUGGCCAGGCUCAACUGAGAGUCCUUCUCAGUCUCUGCCCCGAAACGCUCACAGUAAGUAGAGAAUGAUAGUAUAAACAAACGGAAGUCGAUACUCUUUGUUGUCGACGUUGAAGCACACGGUUGCAUUACUGAGUCGUGAACAAGUUCAGGAAAGUUUGUGAUGAAGUGGAGCUUGGUAGGUGGCGCUGUUGGUUUAGAAGGGACGUGAGACCAUUUCAAUGACACCCCACAUCAUGUGUGAAGCUCUGAGGACACUGUUUCAUGAAGCCUCACCAGCCCUGAGAAUGGACGACAAUAGUGACUCUCCUCUCUUGUGUGAACAGUUUCGUCAGAACAAAGUGAGACUCUCUGCUGACUCUGACUCCGACUCUGACCUGGAUGAACCUGAUCUUCUUCUCAGGCAGGUUGGGACCUCAGGAUCUUGGUUGGUCUUCAGUCACUGGUCUCCUCCUUCCUCUCUCCAGAGACUGGCCGCAGCCCUGCUGGGCUUCAUCAGUGGCCCCCUCCAGCCGCCUGUGCUGUACCUUUGUCUGCAGACGCUGCGCAUCCUCUCCCGGGACCACAGAGGGCUGCAGCCCCUGGUCAGCCAUGGCGCCUUGCUCACUCUGGCUCAGCUCGCCAACCUCAGCUGUCAUGGCGGCUUCGAACCAGCUUUGGAUUCCACAGACGGCCAGCGCUGGGGAAACGCUGGUCAUGUGACCCUGGCCACAGCACAGGACGGGGACGGGUGCAGGAGGGAGGCCAUCAAGGUCCUGUGCAACGUCAUCUACAACAGCCCUCAAGCACAGGAGACAGCCAGCGCCCUCAGGCUGCUGCACGCUGUGUGGCGGAGUGUGAGGCGGGGGAUGCGGAGUGUGGCGGCCUCUAGUGGACGAUUCUAUGAGCUGCGGCUCCUCUUUCUCCUGACAGCCCUGAGGCCUGAGCUCCGACUGCAGCUUCAGCAGGAGCGGGGGGUGUCGGUGCUCACCCAAGCCCUUGAGCAGAGCUUGGAGGUGAGGAGGAGAGAAGGCUUCGUUGUGGUCAGCGAGAGCUCGGGAGUUCGGCUCUCCAUGGAAGCAUCCCGGGAGGUCAUCGAGAUCCUGAAGACGCUCUUCAAUGUUUGCCACAAGUUAAGUCAAGAGGAGCCGGAUGAGGAAGACGCAGCUCAAUAUCGCCACCUGGCUGCUGUUCUGCGCCACUGCCUGCUGUGCUCGUGUGAAGAGGAGCACGUGCUGGAGGAAGUCCAGGGGCACGCGGCCAACGUCCUGUCGGUGCUGCCGCUCACGUGUCUGGACGUCCUGCUGUCGGGUCCUCAGAGAGCCACCCACCACUGGGAGGGCGUGGACAUGGACGCCGUCCACUCCCUGCUGCUGCUGAUGGAGCGGCGGCUCGGCACGGGUCAGAAGCUGAAGGAGAAGCUGACUCCUGUGCUGAACCUGCUGACCGAGAGCUGCAGGGUUCACCGGGAAACCCGGCGCUACUUACGACAACAGAUCCUCCCCCCGCUCAGGGACGUGUCCACCCGCCCAGAGCAGGACUGCUCGCUCCGAGGUCAGCUCGUGCGUCUCAUGACACACGUGGACACAGAUGUCAAGCACUGUGCCGCCGAGCUUCUGUUUGUGCUCUGCAAGGAGAACGUCAGCCGCUUUGUCAAAUACACGGGCUACGGGAACGCUGCGGGUCUGCUGGCCAUGCGAGGGCUGCUGCGAGGCGGGCGGACCUCAGGCCCGCGUCCCGCCCAGUACUCCAGCGACUCCGAUUCAGACACUGAGGAGUACAGAGAGGCCAAAUCCAGGAUUAACCUGGUGACCGGCCGCGUGGAAGCAGAACAACCUGAUCCGAUGGAAGGCAUGACGGAGGAGGAGAAGGAGGAGGAGGCGUGUCGUCUUAUGGCCAUGAUUGACAGGCUGUCACGGGUCCAGAUUAUUCAGCCCAUGAGUGUGACUGCAGAUGGAGGGCUGGCUCCGCUCUGGGCCGGCAGGGAGGAGGAGGAGGAGGGCAUGGUCCUGCUGACACAGGGCAGGAAGGACAGUGAGAUAGAGUAGAACAAGAUAAUGCUGACUGGUAAAUAUCCUGGGUUUAGUGCAGACACACCCUCUGUUCUCAGGACUGAUGUCGCGGCUCCAGUCUAGCGCUCGCCAGCGGCUGCUAAUCAUGGGUCAAAGGUCGAACCACAUCUGUGGAAGAUGGACUGAAAUAGUCAAGUUGAGUUUUGCUUUGUCAGCAAAUGUUUACAGUAAAACAGAAUAUUAAAUGCUUAUUUUUAGAUUCUUACAUUCACCUGCCAUGUUUGUAGUUUUCUUGUGUAGAAUAAUAAACUAAAUUGACCUUUGACCUCAGCGUCGUGACACAUGCCUCCCUUAACGCAAGGUCAUGUCCCAAACAGGUUGGUAAUGAAUCACCGCUAGUGAGUUCAGCGCGACGAGACUGUUUUUAUCCAAACCACUUCUCAAGUUAUCACGACCGAGUCUCGCUUCACAGACAAAUGACCUGCUCCUCAUUCUGUUUGCUUGGUGCUAUCGCGGUGCUAGCCACCUGAUGUCCAGGCUUCAGUGGCGAUAGCGGCUGUAUUGCUUUGGCCAUAAUAGACAGGCUGUGGAUGCUAAUCGGAUUCCUGAAUGCCGUUGUCUUACGAGGUCCGGGUUUAAUUAGGGAUUACGUUGGUCGUCAAAUCCCCCGAGACUUUAGUCCAGCAGCCUGGGCUCAGCAGUGGAGCCACACUCCUUUCCCGGCUGGAGAAAGACUCGGGUGUCUGAUGGAAGGUGUCGGGGAAACAUCCAGGGGGCGGUUUGAGGACGAGAGUGGGGAAGAGGGGGGCGACUUGGGUGAAGGAGGAGGUGACGACUGGAGCCGUGUCAUCUCUGACAUGACUGCCGCCGCCGCUGCCACUGGGCAGGACACGCUGGAGUGGAGAGCAGGGGAGCCGGUGACGCCGCAGCAGGUCCUGCAGCUGGACUGCUACACUCCAGAUCAGAGACCUGGGCAGUGGUGCGGUCAUCCUGGAUAUUAAAAAGCAUCGUCCCUUAGAGAUUCAGGAAGUGAUCGAUCUGGACCCCAGCAGGUUCAUCCAGUACCACUUCUCUCC
Messenger RNA from Synchiropus splendidus (mandarinfish), 3740 nucleotides. Its product is annotated as synembryn-A. Gene Ontology annotation, biological process: G protein-coupled receptor signaling pathway. Gene Ontology annotation, cellular component: cytoplasm; plasma membrane. The record is from RefSeq and is a predicted model, not a curated record. Bases 895 to 2700 code for a protein of 601 amino acids. Lineage: Eukaryota; Metazoa; Chordata; Actinopteri; Syngnathiformes; Callionymidae. Gene Ontology annotation, molecular function: guanyl-nucleotide exchange factor activity; G-protein alpha-subunit binding. The transcript is spliced from 14 exons.